Hyalella azteca is the source of this 567-nucleotide messenger RNA. Its product is annotated as synaptobrevin-1. Lineage: Eukaryota; Metazoa; Arthropoda; Malacostraca; Amphipoda; Hyalellidae. Gene Ontology annotation, cellular component: SNARE complex; plasma membrane. Gene Ontology annotation, biological process: vesicle fusion; vesicle-mediated transport. The record is from RefSeq and is a predicted model, not a curated record. The transcript is spliced from 6 exons. The coding region runs from base 105 to 512 and encodes 135 amino acids. Gene Ontology annotation, molecular function: SNAP receptor activity; syntaxin binding.
AGAACGAUACCCUUAAAUGUAACUGUGACGUCACAUCGUACACACAGCUGCUAACGCAAUAAACGAAGGUUAACCAACAGUGAAAUAAUCUCCUCUAAAAGCAAAUGUCAAGUGACCUGAUGGAUACAGGAGGCAGUCAAGGCGGCAUGCAGCCUGGCGGCUCAGACAACAACGGGGAAAUCAUCGGGGGCCCUCGGACCCCCCAGCAGAUGAUGGCCCAAAAGCGGAUGCAACAGACACAAGCUCAAGUUGAUUCAGUGGUUGGUAUUAUGAGAGUCAAUGUGGAGAAGGUGCUUGAGCGUGACCAGAAGCUCUCAGAGCUCGACUCCAGAGCAGACGCACUCCAGCAGGGCGCUGCUCAGUUCGAGCAGCAGGCGGGCGCUCUCAAGCGCAAGAUGUGGUGGAAGAACCUUAAGAUGAUGAUAAUCAUCGGCGUUGUUGUGGUCAUCCUGCUGAUUAUCAUUAUUGUUGCGGCGACGCAAGGAACAAAAACAGAAGCGGCCAGUCCCUGAGCGACAUGUUACAACAUGUGCAACACAUGGUUGUGUUGUGCAACACAUGUUUGUG